GGUUGCGUGUUUUGAAGAGAGGAAACCUAACAAUUAAAAAGAAGCCAGCUCAGUAGAAUUUCGUAUGCGGCAAUGGCAUCUGCUGUAAUCAGUUCAGUUCCUACCACUGCAUCUCGUUUUGCUUUACUACAAGUUGAAAGCGAUACUGAUUCGGAGCCUGGAAAAGGAAGACGUGGCCAAGGUGCCAGUAAAUCUCAGGCUUCAGGGGGAAGAUCAUCUACAAAUGAGAAAAAAAGAAAGAAAAGGAGAAAAAAGAAAGAACAGCAGCAGAGUGAGGCCAAUGAGCUCAGAAACCUUGCUUUUAAAAAGAUUCCUCAGAAAUCCUCACAUGGAGGCUGUCUAUCUCAGCAUGAACAAAAACUGCACACUGCAAUGCAGAAGGACUCUCAGGAAGAAGACUGGCAGGAGUGGAGACAAAGAGAUGAGCAGCUGACAUCUGAAAUGUUUGAAGCUGAUCUUGAAAAAGCAUUGCUGCUAAGCAAACUGGAAUACGAAGAGCACAAAAAGGAAUAUGAAAACGUUGAAAAUACUUCACCUCAGUCAAAGUCUGUGAAUAAGAAAGAGAAAAAGAACCAGCAAGGAAAAGACAAACCUCUCACUGUGUCUCUGAAAGACUUUCAGUCAGACAGUAAUAUAGAUAACCUUGCUAAAAAACAUGAGGGACUGGACUCUUCCCAGUCUUCGUUGCAUGAUGGAGGGUUUUUCAACAGGCUGGAAGAUGAUGUUCAUAGAAUAAUUGAAAGAGAGAAAAGGAGAGUCCAGCUCACUGAUUACAGUGGAACAGAUAACUGCACAUCUCAUGAACACAACCAGGAGACUGUUUUGAAAGAUGGAAAAACAGAACGACUAAAGCUCGAGCUUGAAAAGAAAGAUGCAGAAAUUGAGCAACUGAAAAAUAUAAUAACUCAGUGGGAGGCAAAGUAUAAAGAAGUAAAAGCAAGAAAUGCACAGCUUCUGAAGAUGAUGCAAGAAGGUGAAAUGAAAGACAAAGCAGAAAUACUCCUACAGGUUGAUGAAUCUCAAAUUAUCAAAAAUGAAUUGACCGUACAGGUAACUAUACUUCAUGCUGCAUUAGAGCAAGAAAGAUCCAAAGUGAAACUACUGCAGGCAGAAUUAACAAAGUACCAGAGUGGGAAAAAAGGGAAAAGGCACUCAGAAUCUGACCAGUGCAGAUGAUCUCCUCUGCCACCAGAGUCAAAGCAAAAAAACAUCAAAUCUUUCUUCAGGGUUUUGCAGAAAUUUAUAUAUUUGUUGUACAACUGCUCAACUAUGCAGUUUUUGAAGAGAAAUUAACAAUUACUAGUUUGUUAAAGUCUGAUUAAUUGAUUUGUUGCACUUUCUGCUACAGAAAAAUUAGAAAAAUAGUAUUCCAGCAGAGCUGAAACUAACUGUAAUGCCAUUAGUUUUUCAUCAUUCAAUAAAAUUUACUCUUCCA
Molecule: messenger RNA, 1435 nt
Organism: Pygoscelis adeliae (Adelie penguin)
Lineage: Eukaryota; Metazoa; Chordata; Aves; Sphenisciformes; Spheniscidae
Gene: GKAP1
Product: G kinase anchoring protein 1
Exons: 12
Coding region: 73-1176 (367 amino acids)
Biological process (GO): signal transduction
Cellular component (GO): Golgi apparatus
Source: RefSeq, a predicted model, not a curated record